Messenger RNA from Trypanosoma theileri, 468 nucleotides. RefSeq lists its product as uncharacterized. The transcript has a single exon. The record is from RefSeq and is a predicted model, not a curated record. The coding region runs from base 1 to 468 and encodes 155 amino acids. Lineage: Eukaryota; Euglenozoa; Kinetoplastea; Trypanosomatida; Trypanosomatidae.
AUGACUGGACUCCAUUCGCAACGAGGGGAUAUCAGCACAGCUGGUCCAAAUGGGACGGCAGAUAUAUACACAACUCAGGGUAAUUCAAACAGCAUAAACAUUCAAGAGCGAUCCACACAGAGCAGCCAGGUACGUGGUAACCGGAGUAGUAGACGCACAACGGGUCAGAGAAACCAUAAAAGGAAUGGAGCGCGACCAAAAGUUAACGUCAUUAACCACAAAAGAUAUGGAAAGAAUUCUUCAGCCUUACGGCAUGACAGCUCACUCCAUCAAGAGAGGAGCGCUAGCCCACGCCGCGGCGGCAAUGGUCGGACACGAUCCCAAUCCACGAUUAUAAACACAGUUAGGGAAACAUUCAGAUCCCAUGGAACUCCCACACAGCACGGUGCGUUAUCUAGGCCAUUGGGCCGCCACAAUAAACAAAUCGUCACACCUGACAUCAUUGAUGUAAGAGAAUGGGAAAAAUAA